Messenger RNA from Malassezia japonica, 912 nucleotides. RefSeq names its product nicotinate-nucleotide diphosphorylase (carboxylating) (gene BNA6). The record is from RefSeq and is a predicted model, not a curated record. Gene Ontology annotation, molecular function: nicotinate-nucleotide diphosphorylase (carboxylating) activity. NCBI's taxonomy places the organism in Eukaryota, Fungi, Basidiomycota, Malasseziomycetes, Malasseziales, Malasseziaceae. Bases 1 to 912 code for a protein of 303 amino acids. The transcript is spliced from 5 exons. Gene Ontology annotation, cellular component: cytoplasm. Gene Ontology annotation, biological process: NAD+ biosynthetic process; quinolinate catabolic process.
AUGAGUGCGCCCAAGUAUGCUGAUCUGCUGCCGCCCUCGUGGAAGACGACGGUGACUGCCUGGCUUGAGGAGGACUGCCCCUCGUUUGACUGGGGCGGAUAUGUGGUUGGCGAGGCGCCGCGCAGUGCGACGCUCCUGUGCAAGGACGAGGGUGUGCUCGCAGGUGUGCCGUUUGUGAAUGCCGUCUUUGCCGAGCUCGGGUGCACGGUCUCGUGGAACUUUGAAGAGGGUCACUUUUUCACCGCCGCGGACAACGUGCCCGGCACGCCGGCCGGCAAGGUCAAGGUCGCCGCGGCGCACGUUAAGGGCCCAACGCGCAACCUGCUGCUCGGCGAGCGUGUCGCGCUGAACACGCUUGCGCGGUGCUCGGGCAUCGCGACGGCCUCGCGCCGCUUGCUGGACGCGGCCCGCGCGGCCAACUACCGCGGCAUCGUCGCCGGAACGCGCAAGACCACGCCCGGUUUCCGCCUCGUGGAAAAGUACGGAAUGAUUGUCGGCGGCGUCGACGCGCACCGCUACGACCUGAGCAGCAUGGUGAUGCUCAAGGACAACCAUGUGUGGAGCACGGGCUCUAUCACCAACGCGGUGCGUACCGCGCGCAGCGCUGCGGGCUUCUCGCUGCGGAUCGACGUCGAGGUGCAGUCGUUCGAGGAGGCGGAAGAGGCGAUCCGCGCGGGUGCCGACGUCGUGAUGCUCGACAACAUGGUCGGCGACGUGUUGGUGGACUGUGCCAAGACGCUCAAGGAGAAGCUCGGUACUGAGCACCGUUUCCUGCUCGAGAGCAGCGGUGGGAUUACGCUCUCCAACCUCGCCGAGGAGUCGCACAUCGAUAACGCGAUCGACAUCAUCAGCACCAGCGCUAUCCACCAGUCGACGCAGCAUGUCGACUUUAGUCUGAAGAUCGACCACUAG